Molecule: messenger RNA, 573 nt
Organism: Penicillium concentricum
Lineage: Eukaryota; Fungi; Ascomycota; Eurotiomycetes; Eurotiales; Aspergillaceae
Exons: 1
Coding region: 1-573 (190 amino acids)
Source: RefSeq, a predicted model, not a curated record
AUGCGUCUAUUUCUAGACCGCCUCUUCCUAGUUCUCCUGUUCCUCUCGCCCGUCACAGCCAUCGGCACAUCAUGCUUCAAAGUCGUCUCCGCACUGGUUAGCCGACCAGGUCACCUCUUCGAUAAAUUCCAAAGUGAAAUCUGCGACGUUGGAUGCCAGCCGAUCGUCCCUCACUGGGAUCUAUGGACGCGCAACAACACCUUCGUCCCCGCCGUUCGCAGUCUGAUGCAGCGCAUGAAUGUACCCCACAAGGAAGACGAUCUGCUGAAGAUGGGCGAUGAUGUUGCGCUCAAGAUCAAGGAAAGCUGUGGACCAAUGCUAGGUGGUGGAGUACAUAUCUGCUCUGAUUCGGAGACUCUGGCUGGGUUUGGCAACUGCUUCAAGCGCAAUUUUCUCAUGGCUUCGAUCAAGCAUCUUCCCACCUUGAUCCCAAUGGCUUCGGAGGAAUCGUGCAAGGAGCAACUUAGGUUCUUGGAGAGUGAUGAGCUGUGGGAUAUUACGAUUCCUCAGAAUAUGAGGGAUUAUGCGAAAGUGUGUGACACUUUGGGGUUUAAUGACCAUGAUGAAUUAUGA